Rosa rugosa (rugosa rose) is the source of this 3207-nucleotide messenger RNA. RefSeq names its product NAC domain-containing protein 3-like. Gene Ontology annotation, biological process: regulation of DNA-templated transcription. NCBI's taxonomy places the organism in Eukaryota, Viridiplantae, Streptophyta, Magnoliopsida, Rosales, Rosaceae. The coding region runs from base 174 to 1706 and encodes 510 amino acids. The record is from RefSeq and is a predicted model, not a curated record. The transcript has 5 exons. Gene Ontology annotation, molecular function: DNA binding.
AUGACGCAAGGCCCCUCUUUAUAUUCCCACCUCAGCUGAACUUGCUUGGGAAGCUCAGUGACUUUGAACUCGAAACACAGUGAUCAAUUUGGACUUAUUAUAUAUACCACCUCACUCUUUCCUCUGCACUUCCACACCUAAAACAACAGAGUCGACUAUUCAGAUUGAGAGAGAUGAUGAUGAGCAGCGACCGCAUCACACUUCCAAAGGGUUUCCGAUUCCAGCCCACCGAGGAGGAGCUGCUGAGUCAUUACUUGGUCAAGAAGAAUCAUCAGCGCAAGGAUCCCGAAAUCGAGGCGAUCAUCCCUGACAUCAAUGUGUGCGAGCACGAGCCUCGCGACUUACCAGCCCUGGUGUUCACAAGGGCGAAAUUUCUGCCGGCCUCUUCGAACAUGGAGUGGCACUUCUUCAGUCGGCGAGUUUUUAAACACAGCAAAAGCGAAGGCAAAGGUAAAGGCAAAAGCAAAGGCACUCAAAUCAACAGGGCUACCAAGGAAGGCUCCUGGAAGAAGCAAGGCGAUGACAAACGAAUCACUCGGCCCUAUUCUGAUAAGCAGAUCGGGGGGAAGAGGAUCUUGACCUUCUACCUACCGAAGAAACAGAGGACUGACUGGGUUAUCCAUGAGUAUUAUCUCACUAAGCCCAAUUCUGAUGAGCAGAUCGGGGACUUUGUUCUCUGCCGCUUGAAGCACAAGUCAGGCAAGUCUGAUGAUGAUCAGCAGGAUGAUCCACUGUGCGAUGGAGGUGAACCUAAUAGCGGUAGCUGCAGUAUGGUCUCCAAUGUUGAAGAUCAAGGAUCCAAAGAGCUGGGAACUGUUCUUCCGAUUCCCAAUGGCAAUAAUGAUGAAGCUGAACAUGGUGGCGGUAGCUGCAGUAUGGCCUUUGAUGUUGAAAAUCAAGCAUCCAAACACCUGGAAAAUGAUCUUUUGAUUCCCAAUGGCAAUGAUAAUGAAGCUGAACAUGGAAGUAGCUGCCCCAUCACCUCUGGUUUCGAUAAUGAAGCUGCAGCAGAUGGUAUGCUUACAGAAGCAGAAGAAUACCUGGCAUUCAAGAAGCUGGAAGAAUUUUAUGGCAAUGAGCAAGAUGUUAGAGGCUCGCAAACUGAUCCAUGUUGUAUUGAUAAGAAUGAUCUUUCGAUCUCUGUCAAAGGUCAACCUGCUGAUAGCUGCAAUUCAUCUGAUUCUGAUAUGGUUGAAGAGUUACUUGAUGAGCCAGGACAUCUGGCCUUACCCCUUCAUCCACCUUCGUUACCUCAACUGCAGUCACCAAUAUACACAAAGCUUGUCACCACCAAUGCCCAUAAUGAUGAAUCUCGUAAGAGGAAAUAUCCAUUUGGGGAUAAUGAUCCUUUUCUUACGAAGAAAAAUCAUAUUGAUGUAGAUAGCAACUCUUCAUCAAAUUCUGAAAAUCAAGCUGCGGAUGCGAUUCCAGAGGGAUAUUCUCAACCAGGAGAAAAUCUGGGAUUUGAUUCAUUUCAGUCGCAGAAACUACCAUCAAUAAACAGAGAACAGGGAGAUUUUCCCCAUGACAAUAAUUUAAUUGAAUGGGAUAAGUUGCCAUCUAUAACAGAAGGUUUUGACUCUUCUCUCGAGUUCUCAGAUACAUUUAUUGAUUGCUACCUCUGUGACAGAAACACCGAAGUCAUCUCUGUAUCAGUAAACGAUUAUUCUACAUCAGCCAUUGGAGAAAUACUCCAAUGUAGCUAAUAAACCUUUAUUUAUAGGAGAAUAUCAAUGGAGGCCGAUCAGUAAUAAUGUAUCUCUAACUCACAUUAUUACAGUCGGUGAUAUUCUCCUACAAAUGGUUCAAAGAUCUCCAAGUUAUAUGAAAUGCUCAGCUGUGUUGAUUGGCAUACACUCGCAGCUGUUCUGCAUUUCUUGCACUGGAGGCUUUGGAAACUUCUUAAUCGUUUUGGGAUACGGUUACAACUCAGGACAGCUGAACUAGUCUGUACCUUUUUUUCUCUCUUUCAACCAAGAGUUCACUGUCCCAGCAUCCCCCAGUGAACUCUUGGUAGAGAGACCAGCCAAUGCAUAUGGUUGGAAUGCCACCUGGAAAUCUACCCUUUUCUGAAUGCAACAAGUCCAGGAAAUCUACCCUUUUCUCGUAAGCAGUUCCUCAAAGGUGGAGCUUCCCCUGUUGACAUUACUACCGAUAUUCAUUCCUCAGAUUGUCUUGUCCAUAAAAGUACCAAUACUCCUUUCUCUGGUCAAACAUCGUGUCAAUUGAAGUACCGAUAUUUGUUCCUCAUAUCCAUAGUUUUCGAAUGUCCUAAAAUCAAAGGACAUAAGUAUCCAUACCUUCUUCCCCAUUAGUGAAUCCUCAGGAUCACCAAUAGUCAUUCAUCAAGCAGAUAGUCUGCAAUUAGUAUGUCCUCAAGAUCAAAGAACAUACGCAAAACAUCAAUAUCAUCCAAUAUUGAUGACAAUCACAGAACUAAACAUGGGAGGUGCUCCUAGAAGAAUCCGACUGCAGAGCAGCAUCACAAGCAAAGGUUGGUGAAGAUGCAGAGGCAUUAUCUUGCUGUUUAUCUUCCCCAGAAGAAACUGAAAGUCCUGGAAGCUGACAACAGUCCGGAGCUGGCAGCAAUUAAAGGAUUCUUUCAUUUUCCAGGAAGCAUCUCCUUUCAAUCUGUAGAACAUACAGACCGAAUUCAUAGUUCUAGCCUAAAAGGCCACUAUGGACAAACAACUGUUGCAUAGUCGCUAAUCUGGAAGCGGCAUUACAUAGCAACUGCAGCAUAACUGCUGAAGUCUCAAAGACAUUGAUAAUAAUCAGGCAGCAGCAUUCUGUCUGGUUAUUAAAAGAAGAAGUUUUGGGCUCCGUCUUUUAAUGGAGUAGCCGAAGAGGCCACUAUGGGCAACGCAACUGUUGCAUAGUCGCUAAUCUGGAAGUCGAAUUACAUAGCAGCUGCAGCAUGGCUGCUGAAGUCUUGAAGACAUUAAUAAUCAGGCAGCAGCAUUCUGUCUGGUUAUUAAUAAAUGAAGUUUUGGGCUCCAUCCUUUAAUGGAGUAGUAGUUUCAAUCAUUUCUGAGAUGUAUGAAUACAAUUAAAGGUCAUAGAGAGGGGACUUCAGACUGAGAGUCUGACCCAUGCCUACAACCAAAAAUUGUAUUGCUGUUCAUAUUAACAAGAGCAUUACACUAAUAUUAUUUGUACAUUUUGUUCAUUAUGAAGCUUUAAUGUUCAAUGGAAUUUUGUGUAUUC